AUGACAAUGGUUGUUUUAAACCCCCCACACACACACAUAUGCACACUUUUAUUUAUCUAUUUAUUUAUCCUUCUCUCUGUCUAUUUCCCCACCCCUAAAUCUCUUGAUUUGUCAACUUGGGUGGGUCAUUUUAUUUUCUUCCAUUUGGAUUUUAGUCUUUUAUUUAUAUUUUCCUUUUUUCCUUUUUUUUUUUUUUUCUUCUUCCUUUAUACCUAUUACUUUUGCUUCUCUCUGUCCAUCUCUCUCUCUCUGCUUCUUUCUUUCUGUCCAUCUCUCUCUCUCUGCUUCUUUCUUUCUGUCCAUCUCUCUCUCUCUGCUUUCUUCUUUCUUUCUGUCCAUCUCUCUCUCUUUCUCCAUUUUCUUUUCUUUCUGUCCAUCUCAUCUCUCUCUCUCUUUCUUCUUUAUUUUUCUGUCCAUCUCUCUCUCUCUGCUUUCUUCUUUCUUUCUGUCCAUCUCUCUCUCUCUGCUUUCUUCUUUCUUUCUGUCCAUCUCUCUCUCUCUGCUUUCUUCUUUCUUUCUGUCCAUCUCUCUCUCUCUGCUUUCUUCUUUCUUUCUGUCCAUCUCUCUCUCUGCUUUCUUCUUUCUUUCUUUUUCUGUCCAUUCUCUCUCUCUUUCUUCUUUCUUUCUGUCAUCUCUCUCUCUCUUUCUUCUUUCUUCUCUGUCCAUCUCUCUCUCUCUCUCUCUUUCUUCUUUCAUCUCUGUCCAUCUCUCUCUUUAUUCUUUCUUUCUUUCUUUCUGUCCAUCUCUCUCUCUCUGCUUUCUUCUUUCUCUCUGUCCAUCUCCUCUCUCUCUCUUUUUCUUUUCUUUCUUUCCAUCUCUCUCUCUCUUGCUUUUUUUAAAGAAAUUUUUCUGUCCAUCUCUCUCUCUUUUCUUCUUUUUUCUUUCUGUCCAUCUCUCUCUCUCUCUUCUUUCUUUUUUCUUUCUGUCCAUUACAUCUCUCUUGAAUUUCAUCUUUCUGUCCAUCUCUCUCUCUCUCUCUUCUCUUCUUUUUUCUAUUCCAUCUCUCUCUCUCUCUUUCUUUUGAAAAUUUCUAAAUUCUUUCUCUCAUCUCUCUUUUUCAAUUUUUUCUUUUUCUUUCUUUCUCUCUCUUUAGAGAGAGUUCUCUUUUCUCUCAUUUUUUCUUUCUUUCUCUCUGCUUUCUUCUUUCUUUCUCUCUGCUUUCUUCUUUCUUUCUCUCUGCUUUCUUCUUUCUUUCUCUCUGCUUUCUUCUUUCUUUCUUUGCUUUAA
Messenger RNA from Acanthosepion pharaonis, 1227 nucleotides. NCBI's taxonomy places the organism in Eukaryota, Metazoa, Mollusca, Cephalopoda, Sepiida, Sepiidae. The record is from the annotation of a GenBank genome assembly.